Messenger RNA from Spodoptera frugiperda (fall armyworm), 4181 nucleotides. It is a transcript of the gene l(2)gd1, whose product is annotated as coiled-coil and C2 domain-containing protein 1-like. Gene Ontology annotation, biological process: regulation of transcription by RNA polymerase II. Gene Ontology annotation, molecular function: RNA polymerase II cis-regulatory region sequence-specific DNA binding; DNA-binding transcription repressor activity, RNA polymerase II-specific. Gene Ontology annotation, cellular component: nucleus. The record is from RefSeq and is a predicted model, not a curated record. The transcript has 14 exons. The coding region runs from base 167 to 2575 and encodes 802 amino acids. Lineage: Eukaryota; Metazoa; Arthropoda; Insecta; Lepidoptera; Noctuidae.
CGCAUCUCUAGCCACUGUUUUUCUAAGUCAGUGUCAGACAAAAUACAAGUAAUAUCGCGAGAAAUUAUUUUUAAGCCUAAUUAAAACUUGAUAGCGUUAUAACAUUAAAGUGAUAUUACGCAGUUAGGUGAAGAAUAUAGUGGAUAUUAUUAGUUAAAAGUGCAAAAUGUCUAGAAAGCCGAGAUCCGGGAAUAGGAGUAAUUUGUCUCAGUUUGGUCUCCUAGACAUACCAGACAUAAAUGAUGAUGAUGAGCCCCUGGACCUGUCAGACGAUGACUUUGACUUGGAAGCAGAGCUGGCAGCCAUCAGUGGUGGUGGUGGCCACAGACAGAAGCCGAGGAAACCUCCUCCGGUGCCCGCGGCAAACUUGGAUGCUAUGAUAGCGGAGAGCUUGAAGGAUAUUCCUUCUGAUGAUGAGGGUUCAGGAGACGAAGAUGACCCAGAUCUGCUCAACGAGCUGCAAUCCCUAGCGAUAGAUGAUGAUGAAGCUCCAUCCCCUCCUCCCCGCGCCGCACGCCCCGCACCACCACCGCCUGGAGCCUCACUCAGUACCGACAGUAGUACCAUCAGCCUGCUGCAGGACAGAAUCACUAACUACACAGUCGCUGAAAAGAAUGCCAAGUCGAAUGGUGAAAGCAGUCGGGCUAGAAGGUUUGGACGAGGUUUAAAAACGUUACAAGAUUUACUAAAACAGGCUAAAGCGGGCAAACCAAUCAAAAAUGAGGAUAUACCUCCUCCAGUUGCGGUGGGGAAGCCAGCAGGUGCAGCAGAAGCCCCCCAACCACCACCUCCAGAGCCCAGCCCUCCAGAACAGCCUCUGAUAGACCUGGGACCUCCAGAGCCUGAACCGAGCCCUCCCAGCCCUCCUGAACCCACUCCGGUACCAGAACCCAGUCAGAGUGCAGGAGAUGAAAGACAAAAAGAGUUGCAGAUUAUUUUGAAUCGCCAAGCAGAAUUCAAAGCACAAGCUUUAGCAGCGAAGAAGACUGGUGACAAAUUCUUGGCUCUUGGCUUCCUGAAGGUGACGAAGCAGUUCGACACGGUGGUGGAAGCCCACAAGAGUGGCCAGGCCAUGGACCUCAGUGAGCUGCCCACCGUGGACAUGAUCAGGGCGUCUUUGGAACAGGAGCGCGGGCAACAGGGGCAGGAGUCGAUGCAGACUUCUUCUGCACCGGCAGAAGACACGAGUGGCGGUGGAGGUGGAGGCUUGAUAAUGGCGAAGACCUUGGGAGAAGGGCUGCGCCAGAGGCUGGAAGCUUUUAAAAAACAAGAAGAAAAAGCGAAGGAGGAGGGUAACUCGUCGAAGGCCCGUCGGAUGAACAGGAUCAUCAAGCAGUAUGCGGACGCCAUCAAACGCCACGACGCCGGCCAUGCUAUCGAUGUCGAGGAACUGCCGGCUCCGGCGGGGUACGGACCCUUACCUACUGGGAAUGCUCCGCAGCCGUCUCCCUCUCCGGCGCGGUCGGCCCCGGCGCCGUCGGAGCCCAGUCCCAGCACUGGACAGAGCGCGCGACGGGACCAAAUAGUCGCACUACUCAUCAAGAGACAGACGCAGUUCAAGGAAGCAGCUCUAUUGCAUAAGAAGAAAGGCGAAGUGGACAUGGCGCUACAGUACCUCAGAAACGCGAAACGGUUUGACCCCCUAAUAGAAGCCGCGAAGGCUGGGAAGACCAUAGACUUGAGCAACCUGCCCGCCCUGCCACGACCCACAACGAGUAAUAAAGCGAGAGAGGGGUCUGGAGACAGUUCUCUUCUUGACAGCUCUUCGACAGAUGAACCUUCAGGGGUCUCGCAUGAUGGAUGGGUGGAUGUCGGAGCCAUGGUAAGCGGGACUAACGAGGAUGGGUCCACCAGCCUCAUAAACCAGUUGGAGUCUCAAGCGAAAAUGGCUAAAGAAUAUAUGAAACACUGCAAGAAUAUGGGUCAUGUUGCUGAAGCAAAGAUGUAUGAGAAACUUGCUGAAAGGGUGAAGGAAGAUCUUGAUGUGUUGAGGGUUGCUGUGCUAAACAACCGAGGCCUACCAAACUUCCACUACGUGACAAGAGAGUUUUCGAUCACACAAUGCAAUACAGACCUUGGUGUCAACGACUUAGAGUUGACAAUCGUGCGAGGCAUCGCUUACAACGUUGCUAAGGACAUUGAUACCUACGUCAGAUUCGAGUUCCCGUUCCCACAGGAAGCCCCGGUGUCAGACAGAACAGAUGUAGUGAAGAACUCGAACAGUCCUGAAUACAACGCGGUGUUCCCUCUCGCUAUCACCAGGAACCGAGCUUGCCAGCGAGUGUUCAAGCGAUACGGCAUCAAACUAGAGGUCUGGAGUAAAGGGUGCGGCGGGUGCGCUGAGUCAGUCCUCUGUUGCAGCGGCUGGUUCCGGAGCGACACGCUGCUCGGCACCGCCAAUGUCAAGCUCGCGCCGCUACAGGAGACUGUUACGUUACAUGACUCUUUUGCUCUAUACGACGGCAGGCGAGCAGUGGGCGGGUCCUUGGAAGUAAAGGUGCGCGUGCGCACACCUAUAUUACAGCAAGAAGUCAAAACUGAAAAACACCGCUGGCUUGUCCUAGAUGAUGUCUAAACAUUUUCUAAUUACACGAAGAACAAUGAGAAUAUCAAGUUUUAUGAAAACUUGAGGAUAUAGUAAGUAACAUUGUGUAGCAGAGUAAAUGCAAAGCUUUGUGAGUGCUGGUUCAAAUCAUGCAUUUGUUAAAACAAUUACCCCCCGUUCCCAAUCCCCGGUUUCCAACAACCCUUAAAUUCGUAACCCCCAAAAUGUCGUCAAUGGACUUGUAAUGCCUAAGGUGUUUCAUGUGUCCAUAGGCGGCGGUAAUUGCUUACCAUCAGGUCAUCCGUCUGCUAGUUUACCGGCUUAUUACAUAAAAAAAUUCUUCUUAGUUUUUAACUGCCCGCGAAUCAGCGUCUACAAAGAAUUGCGUUUAUUAUGUUACACUCAGCAUAAUUUUGAGAGCUGGUACUAUUUUUUUAAUGCAAUGGAAGAGUAAAAAGUUAGAACUUCUUACUCAGAAGACGUUGUUACCUCUAUAAUUGAGGGCUUAGUACGAGUUUGCUUUACGUUGAUACGAAAAUGAAAUGAGAGCGCGUUCGGUACUCUGAUUGGCCGGUGCGAAUGAACCAACCAAUGAAAGCGUUGAACGCGUUCUCGUUAUACAUAAAACAAACUCGUACUAAGGGUGCUGAUGUGAGUAAAUGUGAAUUACAUAAAAAUUUAAAGUGAUCUUAUUUUAAGUAUAAAUAACGCAAUUAUGAUAUUGUAAAAUAAGUUUCAGUCAAGUAAUUUUGAAAGGAUCCUGUAAAAUUACUUUGGAAGUAAAAAAAAACUAUAAAACAAUACGGUGGUUAGACACAACAAAAGUUGUCGUCUUGUCUUUACUAGAUGGCGUUAGUGAGCCUACAGUGAACGUGAACUCUUGCGCAUGACCAUAUAGGUAACUAUUAUGCGCAUAUUCGAAUAAAAUAACCUAGUAAACCUCAAGUUUAAAAAAAUAUUAUUUUUGUAUAAAUUUAAUUCGUUUUAUUUUUAAUAUGGAAGGAAUGUUAUAAUACAUUUUUUUUUAAAUAGAAAUUAAUGAAGGCUUGUAUAAAGAUGUAAUUUUAAAAUUAGUGAAUGGCUUUUUAUAGUAGUUUUUUAUAAGAAAUCUCACUUAAAAUUGUCCUGCCAUUUUUUUACCUUUUGAUUUUCGUUGUCACAAAAUUAUUGAGAAGGAAAUUUUAAAGAUUAAAUAUUAUUUAAAACUAAAUAAUGGGUUAUGGAGAAUAACUCUAAAUCUGAUUUUAAACCUAAAAUGUACGUACACGAAGAAAAAGGUAAUACGUGCAUUUAAAAUUAUCCUAAAAACAACUCUAUGCACUGUCUAUAAGACAUAAUUUUAAUUGUACAAGCGAGGCUGUAUUUGCACUGUGCAGCUUGUAAUAUCCACUAUAAAAUUGCUUUAUCAUCUUUAAGGUUUAAAUUCGUUUGGAUUCUCUAAAGCUAUAAAGUUCAUUUUUCGCUCAAAUAACGAGUAUCUGUAUAAAAUAUUGAACUUAAUUGCAUUUUUUAUGUUGAAGGAAUUUGAACCUAAUGGUGAAGCAAUUUUUUCGUAGAUUAAUUAUUAUUAUUGUAAAUUAUGAAUAUAUUAUGUUGUAUGUUAAUAAUGUAAUUAUUAAAGAUCUGGUUGAUCGGU